AUGGCGUCCCUGGGGCAGAUCAUCUUCUGGAGCUCCAUGAUGGGGUCUCUAGGCUUCCUGGGGGCUCCUUGGAGAAGGAGCCUCCUGCUGCUGCUGCUGCUGCUGCUGCUGCGGCGGCGGCGGCUAAGACAGACCUUUGCAGGAGGCCAGAGUCAACCCACCCUGGGGCUGGGAUGGGACCUGACGAUGCUGGGGUUAGAACAGAAGGCUGGCUCUGCCGGCGGCGCAUUACCGCUGGCGAGCAUUAUUAGCAUCAUCAUUAUUUUGGCGGGAGCAAUUGCACUUAUCAUCGGUUUUGGCAUUUCAGGGACUCACUCCAUCACAGUGACGACUCUCACCUCAGCCGGGAACAUCGGAGAGGAUGGAAUCCUGAGCUGCACUUUUGAACCUGACAUCAAACUUUCUGAUAUUGUGAUACAGUGGCUAAAGGAAGGUGUUAUGGGCUUGGUCCAUGAGUUCAAAGAUGGCAAAGAUGACCUGUCAGAGCAGAAUGAAAUGUUCAGAGGCCGAACAGCAGUGUUUGCUGAGCAAGUGAGAGUAGGAAAUGCGUCUCUGAGGCUGAAAAAUGUGCAACUCACAGAUGCUGGCACCUAUAAAUGUUACAUCAUCACUUCUAAAGGCAAGGGAAGUGCUAACCUUGAGUAUAAAACUGGAGCCUUCAGCAUCCCAGAGAUGGACGUGGACUAUAAUGCCAGCUCAGAGAGCUUCCGAUGUGAGGCUCCCCGAUGGUUCCCCCAGCCUACAGUGGUCUGGACAUCCCAAGUUGACCCGAGAACCAACUUCUCAGAAGUCUCCAAUACCAGCUUUGAGCUGAAUUCUGAGAAUGUGACCAUGAAGGUUGUAUCUGUACUCUACAAUGUCACAAUCAACAACACAUACUCCUGCAUGAUCGAGAACAACAUUGCCAAAGCCACAGGGGAUAUUAAAGUGACAGACUCUGAGAUUAAAAGGCGGAGUCACCUAGAGCUGCUGGACUCAAAGGCUUCCCUGGGUGUCUCUCCUUCUUUGGCAGUCAGCUGGGUACUCCUGUCUCUCUCCUUUUACCUAAAAUAA
Messenger RNA from Pteronotus mesoamericanus, 1053 nucleotides. RefSeq names its product V-set domain containing T cell activation inhibitor 1 (gene VTCN1). Gene Ontology annotation, cellular component: external side of plasma membrane. The transcript is spliced from 7 exons. Lineage: Eukaryota; Metazoa; Chordata; Mammalia; Chiroptera; Mormoopidae. The record is from RefSeq and is a predicted model, not a curated record. Bases 1 to 1053 code for a protein of 350 amino acids. Gene Ontology annotation, biological process: regulation of cytokine production; T cell receptor signaling pathway. Gene Ontology annotation, molecular function: signaling receptor binding.